Messenger RNA from Maylandia zebra (zebra mbuna), 1438 nucleotides. RefSeq names its product nucleolar protein 7 (gene nol7). The record is from RefSeq and is a predicted model, not a curated record. Gene Ontology annotation, cellular component: nucleolus; nucleus. Gene Ontology annotation, molecular function: RNA binding. Lineage: Eukaryota; Metazoa; Chordata; Actinopteri; Cichliformes; Cichlidae.
GCGUCACGUUGUGUGCGGCGUGGCCUGAUGACGUCUCACAACGCUGGACAACAUGGCGAAGAAACAACGUGGGAAAGCCAGCUCGUCGUCAAAGACGGCGGGCAUCGAAAAGCCCGCAGAGAGUUUCACCUUGUCGCUGGAGUCUAGCGACGAUGAAGCUCCAGAGGAGGUGACCUUUGAAGACUCCAAAGCUGCGGCUCUGCGGAGCAUGAAACAGGCGCUGGAUACCGCUAGAAGGGAAAAGCAGCUGCUAAAAGAGAAGAGGAGGAAGAGACAGGAGCUCUUCCAAGAACAGAAGAAAAGAAAACUCUUAUCGGCUGACGUGUUGGAGGAAAUCGACUCAGCUUCCUCAAAGAAGCAGAAACAGUCUGAAGAUGAAGGUGAACAGGAGGAAAAGCCAGAAAAAGAGGGGGGAGAUGGAAAGAAGAAGAAGAAAAAGAAAAGGAGUGGGAAAUUGGCAAAUGCCCGGAAUCUGAAGGGGAAGUACACAGUGACGACGGUGAAGGAGCGAACGCUGGCGUCCUUCCAACAGCAGGUGGCCGAGGAGUUCAUCCGGUCCAGACUGUACGGACCAGGAACCUGCAGGACCACAAAUAAUGAGAUGCUGUCCCUCCAGAACAAGAAGGGGUGGAAUAAAAGUGCGGCAGUGCAGUUUGUCAAGAAAGACUGGGCCUCUAAGGAGAAAGCCAAAGCAGAGAAGCUGAAGAAGAGGUGGCUCCACAAACAGCAGCUUCCCUCCUGUUGAUGGGACGUAAGCAAGCAGCCUGUGAGCACACUUCUCCCCACGGCUGUUUAUAAGGACUCAAAACAGUCAGCAUCACUGAGGAGGGGGUGGCAGCACUGUUGAAGCUUCAGGAUGGGACAGUAUACAGACUCUGAACUUGUCACAGAGACUCAAAAGACUGAGAUCUUACCAAACUAAAGUCCUUCAACAGGUUCUUCAUCACGGCUUUACCAAGAAGCAAAGGUUUUAUUACUGCGUCUCCAAGUUUGUAAGGCUUUAAUGUGAAGUUCUUGUGUUUCGUGUUUUUCUGCAGUCGCUUGUGUUAAAGGUGUUUUCAUACCUGAAAGGCCAAAAAUCAGAUGUUUGCUCUUUUUUUCUGUAAAAAUUCUGUAUGAAUAAAUGCUGAUUGUUUUCUAUUUCAUAUUUUUGAGAUAAAAACCCUGAUGCUUUCAUCAGGUGUUGGUUUGCAUUCAAAAACAAAAAUGCAAAAGAUGACGUGGUUGAGUAUCAGCAUAGCAUCUUUGGUAAUUAAACUUACUUCAGACAUAAGAGAAAAAUAGCACUCAAAUAAUCCUGAGUUGAAAUAUGAAAUGACAAUAUUUAGAAGACAAAAAUAAAAGUUGAACUAUAGGGCCAAUCUAUGGACAUUUUACUGUGAAUAUACAUAUUUAUGGGUAGUUUAUCAUGAAAUAUGUACAUACACAGCUUUUGUUA